AUGUUCGAGAGCUAUUACUCAGCUGCAGUAGAUCUUCUUCGCCAGUAUUUGGCAGACAAGAGCGUGCCUCAACUAGUGUCCUUCUCGGAUUCUCAGACUGUUUACUCUGUUAAUGGGAAGCCAGUAGUGCUAUCACGCAAUUCCGACUCCACAGUGUGUGUAAAAUUCGGGAAGGAUCCCGAUCUGCACUCAAUUGUCAUUGAAAUGACCCAAUUUCCUUUCAAGUUGCCUAUCGAAUGCAUACCCAGCAGUAUAUUGAGUAGCUUCACUAAAUUAAUAGACGAGGAACUUGCAGCAGCCCCAGGCUUCAGGGACUAUUUUGAGACGGCUGAGAGAAGAAUGAGUAGCUCUGGAAAACCAAGAUUGGGCUUGAAUGAAAGCAAUAUAACUCCUAGUCAGCGGGAUAGACUGAGUAUAGGAAAAGCUCCUGAUCAUUGUGUGCGUGGAUCUCCACCACGAGCUGGUUUCCGAAGACCUCCAGACAUGCCAGAUUUCGAAGAUGAAUAUGAGACUCGCGGUAAGUCCAGGCUUUUCGGAACAUCUGGAUUUCCUGUCGUUGGAGAUAGGGAUCUUCAUCCUGCUGGAACAGGAAGAUAUCCUUCGACAAAACCAUAUCUUGAUCCUAUGGGGAGCAAUCCACAUGGAGGAAUGUAUGUAGAUCCAAGUCAUCCAUUCUUCGGAAAUGAAGAUCUGCGCUCUCGUCCAGGGGUUCCUCCAGGGGCCCGGUACGAUGAGCCUUUCGGAGAAGGGAACAUGGAAGACACGGGAAUGGGACUUCCAGGAAAUAUGAGACACGGUCCUGGCCCAGGUGGCUUUGGACCACCGGGAGGAAUGGGAGGACCAGGAGGAUUUGGCGGGCCAGGAGGAUUUGGAGGCGGCAGUUUCUAG
Australozyma saopauloensis is the source of this 888-nucleotide messenger RNA. RefSeq lists its product as uncharacterized. The record is from RefSeq and is a predicted model, not a curated record. NCBI's taxonomy places the organism in Eukaryota, Fungi, Ascomycota, Pichiomycetes, Serinales, Metschnikowiaceae. The transcript has a single exon. The coding region runs from base 1 to 888 and encodes 295 amino acids.